GGAUUUAAGCCUAGUUCUGGGACUGUCCAGGAGUUGAAUUUCCGUAGCAGUAAGAACGUGUGGGGGUACUUUAGUGUGUCUGCCACGGGGGGACUACAUGAGUACGCUGACUCCCAGUUUGGACACUGCUUCUCCUGGGGAGAGAACAGGGAGGACGCCAGAGAGAAUUUAGUUGUGGCAUUGAAGGAGCUCUCAAUCCGCGGAGACUUCCGAACCACUGUGGAAUACCUCAUCAAACUCUUCGAAACGGAGGAGUACCAAAACAACAAGAUAACGACGGGCUGGCUGGACAAGCUGAUAUCUGAGAACGUCCAGGCAGAGAAGCCGGACGUCAUGCUGGGAGUGAUAUCUGGAGCGCUCCACAUCGGGGACCACCAGAUCCAGGAGUGCUUCCAGAUGUUCCAGACCUCGCUGGAGCGCGGACAGAUCCUGCCGGCCACGUCACUCAAGAACCAUGUGGACGUGGAGUUCAUCAGUGAGGGGAUCAAGUAUAACGUCAAGGUGGUGAAGACAGGCCCAAACAACUAAUUUAUUUGUAUGAAUGACUCCAU
This is a messenger RNA of Saccostrea cuccullata (small rock oyster), 551 nucleotides long. RefSeq names its product acetyl-CoA carboxylase 1-like. Gene Ontology annotation, molecular function: acetyl-CoA carboxylase activity. The record is from RefSeq and is a predicted model, not a curated record. Gene Ontology annotation, biological process: fatty acid biosynthetic process. Gene Ontology annotation, cellular component: mitochondrion. The annotation marks the transcript as partial. The transcript has 3 exons. Lineage: Eukaryota; Metazoa; Mollusca; Bivalvia; Ostreida; Ostreidae.